GACAGACUGUAUCUUAUCUCAUAAUAUGGGUGCACCACAAUUUGUUCAUUCCUAUAAGAAGCCUGUGAUCUAAUCAGUUAAACAUUUCUUUGAGAACGCGUUAUCAACGAAUUCGCCACAAAAUGACGUUUCUUGCAGUGUUUGCAGCCGCUACAUUACUUUCUUUAGCUCAUGGUGAGACGAACUGUGCCGCCCUGCCUGACGGCCACUACAGUAUCGGCUGCAAGGUAUACGACGUGUGCACGAACCACGUACUUACCACCGUCGAGUGCCCCAUCAACAAAGUGUACAACAACGUCACCAAACAGUGCGACUAUCAGAACCACGUGGCGCCACCAUGCGGGUUGGUGAGGGACUGCACACACAAGGCUGACGGAAGUUACGUCGACCUGACCCUGAACUGUACCUCCUACUACACAUGUAGCCACCACGUGUAUUUUGGGCACAACUUCUGCACGCCCGGUACAGUGUUCGACGAGACAUUAGGUACCUGUGUCUGGCCAGUAGAUGCCAAACCGCCAUGCGGGACCAAAACGCCUUAACUGACCAGCAACAUGCCAGCAUAGAUAAAAUCAUAAUUAACAGCAAGAAAUUUUAAUAUAAAUGUACCAUUUUUAAUGUAUGCCUUUUUCUUGGACUCACAAAAAACUACAAACGAUUGGCUAUUAAUGUGUUAUUUAUUCUAAGAAUUUAAGAAAUGUUGAGCAUACAUAUUGAAGUUUUUUCUUGCUGUUGCGUCCAUUUUAAUUUUGCUACUGUGUUUUCAAGUUCUUUAAAAAAAUAUUAUUGGCUGGUAUCACUUAAUGAUUGUUGUUCAAUAAAACACUAAAUUAAAAAUA
Messenger RNA from Dreissena polymorpha, 839 nucleotides. RefSeq lists its product as uncharacterized. The transcript has 4 exons. Gene Ontology annotation, cellular component: extracellular region. Bases 123 to 542 code for a protein of 139 amino acids. The record is from RefSeq and is a predicted model, not a curated record. NCBI's taxonomy places the organism in Eukaryota, Metazoa, Mollusca, Bivalvia, Myida, Dreissenidae. Gene Ontology annotation, molecular function: chitin binding.